AGUAUAUAUAUUUCCAAUAACCACAUUCUGAUUGCAGUACCUAAUUCUUCAAGAUCUGAUAAAAUAUUUCAGUAGGUUAAAAUGGUUUUCAAAUUUAGUUUUCCUGUUGAAAUUCCCUUAGUGCUAUGUAGUCUUAGUCAAACGUUGCUAGGUCAAAUUUCAUCCAAUCUGUUUAUUUACAGAACCUGUUACGUAAUACUAGAGUAUGAUAAAUCACAAUGUGAACAACUAGGAAAUGAAAGGAAUAAUCUUACCGAAUGGCUAGAGCCAUUAGUUCAACCGACGGUUAAUAAUAUCGAAACUGUUAUGAGAAUCUCAGGGUCAAUUUUGCCAAUUUUUCUCAGCCUCUUUAUUGGAACAUUAUCAGAUAGACUUGGGCGAAAGCCGUUCCUGGUGAUGGGUAUUACAGGAACAACAAUACAUACUCUUCUAAAUACUUUCGUUGCAUACUAUGAAUAUCUUUCACCUUGGUAUUUUGUUAUUGCUUCACUACCAGGAAGUUUAGUUGGAGGAUUUAGUACAACAUUUCUCAUUAUUACACUUUAUAUGGCAGAUAUUACGACACCAAAGACGAGGGCCAUUAGAAUGGGAUUUUUUGAAGCAGGAGUCGCUCUUUCAUUCAUAAUUGGCAGUCUUUGUUCCUCUUAUCUAUUCUAUGCUACCAAUUACGUAACUAUCUACAUAAUUUCAACUUCAAUGAUGUGUGUCAGUCUUUUGUAUAGUAUAUUUUUGGUACCGGAAUCUCUCAAAGUUGAAAAAAAGAUGCCCUCUUUAACAGAAUUGAUGUCAGAUGUAAAUAUUAAAGAAAUUAUUAGAGUUCCGUUUAUAAGGAGGGAAGAUAACACAAGAUAUUACAUUCUAACCUUGAUGGGGACACUUGUGGGUUACAACUUUGUUAUGGGAGGGGAUAUGUCAGUAAGAACCCUCUUCUUGCGACAAAAAGUUCAUUGGACAUUGUCCCAAAUUACUAAUGCCCAAGUUUAUGGUGAAGCUGUAGUGAUUAUAGGAACAAUAUUUGGAACUACAAUAUUAUAUAAGAAGCUUAAAAUGAAAGAACUUCAGCUUGUUGUUUUGUCACUCGUAAUAUCUAUUGUUACGUGUAUUCUUAAUGGAUUAGCAACUAGUGACAUCUACAUAUAUGCAGCCUAUACAAUCCGGUGUUUUGGAACACUAUGCACAUCAAUGGUUCGAACUUUGAUAUCAUUUAUGGUACUAUCACACGAAUUAGGAAAAGUUUACGCUACUUCUUCUGCUAUAGACAGUGUAGCGCAACUACUGUCUUCGAGCGUUUAUCCGCAAAUAUAUAAUGCUACCAUUAACACAAACAGUGGUUUUUUCUAUUUUGUCAAUAUGGGAAUUUAUGGCAUAUUGGUGCUGGUUAUCUUAAACCUAAUGAGGUAUGAAAUGCCCAAACCAGUAAUUGACAGUAAUGGUAAGAUAGAAGCCAAAGAAAAAGAAGUGGAAACUAAGAAAAACCUAAGUGAAGUGUAAAAUGUAAAUCUACAUUAUGCAGUCCGCUGGUGUACUUACUAUUAUGGAUGAACCAAGAUAUUUUUAUUAUGUUCUGUGAACAAAUUCUCUUUGGUUUAAAUACCGAUUUUUUAAAUUAUCCUUUUAAAUGUGAAAAAUAUAUGUUUUUAUUUUAUUACACUUUUUUAUUAACCAAAAUAAUUAUUAAAAAAUUUAUGUGACCUUUCGGUUCCA
Messenger RNA from Diabrotica virgifera virgifera (western corn rootworm), 1704 nucleotides. RefSeq names its product proton-coupled folate transporter. Bases 82 to 1491 code for a protein of 469 amino acids. Lineage: Eukaryota; Metazoa; Arthropoda; Insecta; Coleoptera; Chrysomelidae. The record is from RefSeq and is a predicted model, not a curated record. The transcript is spliced from 7 exons. Gene Ontology annotation, molecular function: transmembrane transporter activity. Gene Ontology annotation, biological process: transmembrane transport. Gene Ontology annotation, cellular component: membrane.